UGUCUCUCUCGCCAGUUAAUUUAGUAACGAGAGGUCCAUUUGUACACCUUGGUGAUACUUCUGCCAUGAACGUGACAGCUCCAAAUUUAGCAAUAACGUUAACCCAAGCGGUCAAUUGGGAGAGAUAAGUCCUUGUUGGUAUCCGAUGCUUCUCUUUGUAUAAUGGAAAGAUUGCUCCUGGAAGAUCUGUAUCGCAAUCCCCAUCGGAUUUCCCUGUGUGGAAAGAUAAUCUUAUUUAACUGCAAACGAGCUUCAGGCACAAAUGACGGCGAAAUAAGCGAGUUAAUAUUCCGCAGCCUUUCAUUUGAACGGGAGGACAACACGUUCCUGAAGGCAGCGGAUGGAGCAGCUGUCAUCAGCAGGAAAAGAUCAAUUCAUGUGGAUAUUGUAAAAUGUAAAUGUGCCAUAGAUGCUCAGAAGAAAGUCGCCACACCUUGUGUUUUAGUGACACGGAAGAGUGAGAAAGGAGAGAGCUUCAAGUAUAGCCUUCUCACACUGAGCAGCUCAAACCGAUUGGAGCCCUGCAUUGAGUUUAAACUCACUUAUCAAAUGAGGGAGUCUGUGUCCAUCCUCCAAGGCCCCACGGUGUUGUGGACUCAUGCUGGUAAUGUCUUCUAUACAUCUUUGCAGGCAGGGGAGGUGAGACAGAUACCCAUUCAGUUUUCCCACAGUGUUAUUGGAGAACUUCCCCUCCACAAAGGACAGCUAUUUAUUCUUGGACAGCAAAAUGAAAAUAAUCAGCUCACGAACCAAACUCUGGGCUAUUUUGUUGAGAAUGGACAUACAUUUGAUGGCACUAUGAUUUUACCUCACCCUUAUAUUUGCAUCACACGGUGCAUCUUUGUGCUCUCAGCUGAAAAAGUGGAUAGUGUGCUGAAAUCUGCUGUGGUUGCAGCGACUUCUAACCAGCAAAUCGUGUAUUUCGAGAAUGGAAUCGUAAAAGACACAUGUCAGCUCCCCUUCCAACAGCCUGAAGAUAUUCAGUUGGUCAACACUGGAAGGAAUGGCUGCCUGUUUGUCAUAUCAUUUCACCAGGGGCAUGUUUGCGCUGUGUGGAAGGAAACAUUUCAGAUAGCCUCCCACUGGUCAGGUGUCAGCUCAAUGCAUGUGGAUGACUUCCUGGGAUGUGGAACAGACCAGUUGCUAUUGGUUUUUAAGGAUGAAGGUGUAACAGGGCAGCUCCUGGGAAAUUUCCUCAUCACUGACCUCUGUGGUAUUUCAUAUUCUAAUGGACAGGACACUGGAGCACCAACUCGAUCUCCUCCAGCAGAGAACUAUCUGCUCACUCUUCAAGCCUUAGAGUCCAGACUACAGAGUGGAUUGACCAUGCUUCAGGAGCUUCAAAGAGAAGUGAGAGUGAAGGAAAGAGUCGUGCAGCAGUCGGUCCAAGCCCUUACUGACGCGGUCUCAGAAAGAGAACCUAUUCUGGCGGAGCCUGAGCAGGAAGGCCUCAUUGCUCUGUGGGACUCUGAUGAGUCAAAAGAUGAGGCCUUGGAUGACAAGAUGCAAGACAUGCCAGCAAUGUCUUCAAAACUUCAAGUUGACAAGCUCUGGCAUCGCAUUGCUGAGGACCGAAUGGUUGUGGGAUUGAUACUGACGACUGACAGCUCUGUACCAGUGGCCAGUGUGAGCUUAUCCAUCCUGACAGAGACGGGCCAGAGCUCAACGCCCGAAGUCAUCCAGACCCAGAGCCAAGUGCUGUGGCUCUCCACACCCUGCCCCUCAUCAUCAUCCUCCUCCUCUUCCUAUGCCUCCUCGUUCCCAGAGCCCGCAGCCAAAAGAAGCAAGCAGCACAACGCCGGUAGACCCGAUGAUCUCAACACAUGCAGACUGGCUGUGACUGCUGUGACCAAGCUGACUCCUCUGUUGAACUCUGGCUGUGUCAAGUGCCGUGUCAUGCUCCAUUACGUCCAGAGACAAGAUGCUUUUUCCCUCGUGAGCAACCCAACACCGGUUGUCCUGCACUGUGGUCAAGUUGCUCUAGACAUCAAUGGCGAUUUCCAAACCCAAUUGCUGAAAAACCCCAAACUCAAAACAGAUGAGGUUAAAGAGGACUUGCUGAGUCUGUUGGCAGUGCUGGAUCGCUGGGUCUUCCAUAUAGACUCCCCUGAUCACAGCUUAGGUGACAUAGACGGCUGGAUUCAGAAAAGAGUGGGUUGUGAGAGGAUAGAAGUGAGCCCUCAGUAUCUACUGUUACAUUCUUCGGGACCACCAGCUCUCAUGCUGCUGCGCUGGCAUCAGAUAACCCCUUUCCAGGGGGAACUGUCUGUCCACUCCAGCCAAUUACAGAUGCUCCAGUUCCUGGACUCUUUCUUGGGUUACAUCCCUGUGUCCUGCUCCAUCCAGCCUGUCAAAGGUACAAGAGGACAGGGUGCAGCGCAGAUAUUUUCUUUGGCACUGGAAAAAGAGGUGGUGUCACUCAGAGAGUGUGUGUCAUUGCUUCUUUGUGAAAAAGAUGAGGAUGAGAAGACAAGGAGCCCUGGGCGCGAUGACACACCUGAGCCAGGUACUGUGGAGGGGCUGCAGAGGUGUAGAGAGGCGUGGCAGCGGGAUGUGGAGAUGAGUAGGAUGAGGUUGAGCCCCCUGGUGGAUGUUGGGAGGUAUCGUAAGCUGAACCUAAGCAUGUCCAAAGUCCAGCUUGAUGGGGAUUUGGCAGCUCUCUUGGAAAUACAGAGAACUUUGCUCCACUGAUAUGCUACCGACGUAGUUAUUGUUAAAAGUCAUCCAAUCACCGACAUACGUAUUACGAAAAAGCCAUUGUGUCAUGUCUAAUAAUUGAGAAAAGACCCCCGUUGCUGCCUUGGUUAUGUCCUGAGCUGAACCGUGUGUGCCUGCUCUCUCAGAGAGCCUCUUGGGUUCAUAUCUUUUGAGUGUCUGUUGCUGUGAAGAGCCUUAGCCUAUUUCCAUUGGAUCACCUCUUGGGUGUCACAACCUUAAUCAGACACUGAUGCGGUACUGCAUCUCUGCUCAGCUUAUUCUUCUGUUUAUAUCCCUUUAGACCCUGAGUGUUCGAAAAUGCUCUUUUACGUCUGUCGUUGCUGCUGCAGUGUGCUCUUCAGUAGGAGACAGAGACCAUUUUCAUCCUUGAGUGAGAAACUAUUUGUGUAAAAAAUAAAGACAACCGAUGACAGUAGAGCAAGGGGUUAUACAUUUGCUCACUGGCUGUAGUUGACUGAAAGCUUUUAGUGGUAUUUCCUCUCAUGGUUCAGUUAUUUUCCUGUGAAACGAUGUAAAUAAAACAGUUCUUUGGUGCUGUUGCUCCUAUGACGCUGCACAGGCUGUUAGUGCUGUAAGUUAAAAUGCCAUUCGUCCAAGUAAACAUCGAAUCCUACUUAACAGGACCUAGUCUUAGUUGGAUACAUAAGGUCUGCAGCAGCUUGACCCGUAGUAUUUGCUAAAAUGGAUUUUUUUUUUCCCCCUAUCCUAGAGGGGGCUGAAAAACGAAGAUGUGCAUUUUGCUCGUUCUACUCCAUGUGUUUAUGGAACUUACUCAGUCGGAGAUCCACUGCCCCUCUUUUACUACUUUUAAUGUCUCUGCCUCAUUGCACAUAACAGCUUCCACUAGACUCACUGCCACAGGUCUCCAGUAAACAUAGCUGUAACAUAAUUACUACAGAUUUCAGUAUUUCCAUCAGCUAUUCCCAAAAUGUUAUUUUAUUAUAGUAAUGGUGCUGUGAGAUGAUAAAACACUA
This is a messenger RNA of Seriola dumerili (greater amberjack), 3692 nucleotides long. It is a transcript of the gene fancb, whose product is annotated as Fanconi anemia complementation group B. NCBI's taxonomy places the organism in Eukaryota, Metazoa, Chordata, Actinopteri, Carangiformes, Carangidae. Gene Ontology annotation, cellular component: Fanconi anaemia nuclear complex. The record is from RefSeq and is a predicted model, not a curated record. The transcript is spliced from 8 exons. Bases 163 to 2691 code for a protein of 842 amino acids. Gene Ontology annotation, biological process: negative regulation of double-strand break repair via homologous recombination; interstrand cross-link repair; positive regulation of double-strand break repair via homologous recombination.